Molecule: messenger RNA, 438 nt
Organism: Copidosoma floridanum
Lineage: Eukaryota; Metazoa; Arthropoda; Insecta; Hymenoptera; Encyrtidae
Source: RefSeq, a predicted model, not a curated record
CAGCGAUCGGCUUAUUCCUCGUGAUGACUUAUUGGCCGACAUGGACGUCGAUAUUGAUGUCUUGGAAGAAGUGCCACAACCCGAAAUCCAUCAACGUCAGAGACCUGUGGAACCCGUACCCUCGGAUAAUGCCAUGCAUAUCGAUGAGGAGCAUCUUCUACAAGAUAUGCUUCGUCUUCAGGCAAAUAAUUUCAAUAUUAACGACAAUGAAGAUCGUACCCACAACUCAGAGCAGCCUCCUAGAAACGACAUACAGCCCGCAGAGGACGAGACAAGCCCAAAUAAUAAAACCCACCGGAAGAAUCAAAAGCAGCGCAAUAAAAGGAAACGAGCGCACAGGCGAGCUGGGAACGUUGCUGGAAAAGUAAUGCGUAACAGGCGUAAACGGUAAAAUAAGAAGAACUUAGCAGAGGCAGCAGGUAGUGACGUAAUUUUUAU